AUGUUUCUUUACCAUGUGUACUUGAUCUGGAGCGGUAUGACUACCAACGAGAGCGCAAAGUGGGGCGACUGGCGAGACGAUAUUGCAGACGGACUCGUAUUCAAAGCAAGGAAAAGUGAAAUAUAUCCCGAAAAGCAUCCGGAUGCGGACAUUGUCGAACCAUACGUUUCAUGGCCAAUCCAGGUUGACCAAACCCUGAUUUUCACAGACGAUGGACAUCCCCCAAGGGUUGGGUUUAGUCUGGCUAGGGAAUGUACCUCAGUCACCCAACCUGUGGAUUUGGACGCGGCCCCCGAUACAAGAUGGAUGAGAGUAAAAAGCCUGAAGGAUGUGGUCAAUAUAUACGAUCGGGGGUUUUCGACGAAUUUGAGGGAGGGGUUGCGUUUGCGUCAAUGA
Molecule: messenger RNA, 396 nt
Organism: Blastomyces dermatitidis ER-3
Lineage: Eukaryota; Fungi; Ascomycota; Eurotiomycetes; Onygenales; Ajellomycetaceae
Product: DHHC zinc finger domain-containing protein
Exons: 1
Coding region: 1-396 (131 amino acids)
Source: RefSeq, a predicted model, not a curated record